UCCGUACUACUUUGAGCGCCAUCUUGUUUGUAAGUGCGCUACGUGAGUGUUUGGAGUCUGCGGAGGAGGAUCCGGCCACUGCCGCAGCUCCGGACCGGGCUUCGCUCCCGCACCGCCCUCAGCCCCACCACGGACCCAAACACCACCAAACCAGGAGCAGAGAUACCCCCACACCCAGCCGGUCCUCCCUACUGGACAGAAAUGAGCAUCGAAACGCUGCUGGAAGCUGCCAAGUUUCUGGAGUUGCAAGCCCAGCAACAACAGAGAGCACGUGAGGAUGAGCUAAAGGAGAAGCUGCAUCUGCAGUUGAAGACAGAGUUUAGAUACUCUGACGUGAACUAUAACGCCACAGUUCACAUCAACAAUGUUCCUAAAGCAGAGGAGCUCCGCGCCGAGGGCCGGCCUGCACCCACCCCGCCCUCUCUGCCUCUCCCUGCCAUGUCUGUGGCCGUCAUCCCCAUCCCCGUGGUCACCCCCAACCACACAGGCUCACCUGCCGUGCCCGUCACCACACUCUCGCCUCCGGCUGCUCCUCCGCUGGCCUCCCCAAAGACAGAACCUCACUCCCCUCAGGAACAAAGUGCAGCAGCUCUGCUGUGCUCUCCGCAACCCAAAGUCGAACAGCAAACCUCUGUGGUGACCACCAACCACCUCCAGCCCAUACAGAACCACCACCCCCAGCAUCACCCGCAGCUAAUUACCCAAACAAGCAACGCUCAACUUCACCAGCAGACGCCCCAGCAGCUUGUUCAAGGCUACCCAUGUUCAAUAGUCUCCGCUCCUCAGGAGCUGGCUCUUCUGCCACAUUCGGGUCCGGUUCUUCAGCCGGCGCCCCUCCACAACGGCCCCAGCGGCAGGGGGAGUCCUCCGGACGACGGCCGCCAGCAGGACGGCAAGAAGAGGCCCGGAGGGGCGGGCACCAGAGAAGUUCACAACAAGCUGGAGAAGAACAGACGAGCCCACCUGAAGGAGUGUUUUGAGACGCUGAAGAAGAACAUCCCAAACAUCGAUGAGAAGAAGACCUCCAAUCUGAGCGUCCUCAGAAGUGCACUGAGAUACAUUCAGACAUUAAAGCGCAAAGAGAAGGAAUACGAGCACGACAUGGAGCGGCUGGCCAGGGAGAAGAUCGCCACCCAGCAGCGACUGGCAGAUCUGAAGAACGAUUUGAGCCAGUGGAUGGACGUGAUCGAGAUCGACCGCGUCCUCCGACAGACGGUCCAGCCAGAGGAGGACCAGGCUUCAACCUCCACAGCUUCAGAGGGUGAAGACGUCAUGGACGACCUGGAUGAAGAGCCUGCACAAAGAGCACCACCUGCCUUACCCGCCGUGCCUCACACUCUUACACCGGAGCUGCACAAGACUGCAACACACAAUCAGACUCCAAUCCUGACGCCCACUACCUCCAUCAUCACCCAACACACGUCUAUCCAAAUCAAGGCAGCGCAGCCGCUCCCGUUGACUCCCGUGCUGCCUCCACCUGCAGCUCCCUCCGCCCUCAUGACCACCGCGGCCAGCACUUACACCGUCAGCCAGCCCCUCAUCCCCACCCACACGCAGAUGGUGACGGCCCCCACGGGGCACCCUACGGUCAUCGCCCACGCGUCUGUAUCCCACCCCUCAGUCAUACAAGCGGUGAACCACGUCAUCCAGGGAGGGGGUCCCAAGCACGUGGCCCACCUGGCUCCCUCCCCGACCACUGGCUCUGUGCAGUUAGUCCCCAGCCACCAGCCCAUCGGCCACAUCACUCUGCACCCAGUGGCUCACCUGAGCCAGCACAUGCCCGCUCUCUACCCACAACCGGUGGCCGUCACCCAGCCGGCCGUGGUGGGUCACAUCACUCACACCAUCAACCACACUCAGAUGAACGGCACCGGCCCGGCCCAGGCCACCGCCGCCAUCGUCGGCAAGCAGACGACAGUCAGCACUCAGAUGAUGGCGCACCACACGCAGCUGGUGGGCCAGACGGUGCUCAACCCCGUGACAAUGGUGACUAUGCCCUCCUUCCCCAUCAGCACGCUGAAGACGACCUGAACGCUGCCGUCGGGACUGCUGGGCAGCGAGUGAAGACGCGGCACAAACGAGAACUCCAGGGCACAGAUUCCCCACCAUCGACAAGCCCACAGUUAGUGCAGGAGACCUGCUGGAGACCUCCCCCAUCUGAAGAGUGACUAUCAUUCAGCACCACGACAGAACACGCCGGGAUGGGAACAGUCCUCGGACAGAUGUAAACCUCUGUCAAACGUUGACCGCAUCUUCCUGAAAACUAGAUCCUGCAUUCAGGAGGUACCAGGCUGCGUGUGGUUGACGGUCAUCAUGUUGCCUGUUCGUGGUCAUACAUAGUGGUGAGAUGUGCAGUUUUAGACCUCCACUUGUUGUCCACUGUUGCUGACGGUGAAGCAGUGCUUCAUUUCUUAAUAACAACUGGUCAACGUUAUGGUUUCAUGCAGCAAGUUGUUGCACUGGCUUCAUAAAGUGUAGACGGCGUAGGGAACAGAGAGCAGGACUGCCAUACCCAGCACAGGAGAAUGUGAUUGAGAGGAGCUCCUCCUCUCCAGCUACAGCACAUGCUGUCAGGCUGGAGCCAAAUCACGGACUGGACUCGGCACCCGCGCGGGGACCGCAGUCCCCGGUGUCGGUGCGUACAGCAAUAGCUCCCCCUUCUGUCUAUCGGUGAUCAAUGUAAAAGUACUAUCUCUGUGAUGAUAAAGUAUAAUAUCGAUGGAUCUCAAGAACAUUAACAGCCUUUUACGGCAAAAUAAUGUGCAGUUUUGUCCGGCUUCAGUUUUGACAAUCAAACUUCUUUGCUGUUACCUGUGACUAGUAUCUGCUUUUAGAACAUGCCGGUGACUGUACACUGAACACAUGAACAGGAAAGGAAACAAGGAAACAGUUGUCACAACUGAUACUGCAGUUCAGAAAUCAUGGCCAAAAGAUCAACCAGUUCACCCAUACGCCCCAUUAAAAUAGUAGAUAUCUAUUUUUUUGUGAUAGAAACUGAUCCUGAGUUAAACCCACUGUGUAGCAGUACCUCGUGCGUAGACCCCUAGUGUAAGAUGCAAUGAAGUGCCUCUCUAGUGGGGAAAAAAUGAUAUAUCAUAAGACAUGCAAAACUGUUUUGUUAUCACAGGAGAUCCGUUUGCCCCCACGUGGUCGGAAGUGGUAUUGCUACAUAAAGUGGCUGAAGGGGCAGCAAGUUGAGUCCUUUUAGACAUAAAAAGGUCCAUAAAUUUAAUUAAAAUAUGUUUUUAAUGGUGUCUUGUAACACAAAUGAUAGUUGGAUGUGUGUAUGCAUGCUGUGAUUGUGUUCACGUGACUUAAUGUGUUUGAGCUUCAAGUUGUGUGAAUGUACCGUUUUUGGCAAACAUUUGAAGCUAUUUAUGUGGGGAUUGGUGCAAAGUUACUUCGACGGCAGACAUAAAUUCAGUUAAUGUGUUUAAAUUCAAGAACACCCCUUUCACAAAGCUAGCACUGUGAACGUUUCUACUGUCUCAACGAGCAGCCAAACUGCAUUUUUAACAAAGCACUUAGCAGAACCGCAGUUUUUCUGCUCUCCUAGAUGUAUCUGAAUGUAUCGAUCUGUAGAAGGAUUUGAAGUAGCGCACUCCACCGAUGAUGAACCCUUUUGCAUAAAUCGCGAUUGCAUUAUUGUGUAUGUAAAGUGUAACAUUUAAACCCAAUUUUGUAUUUUUUAAUUUACUGCUGCUUGUUUUAUCUAAUAACUUGUGUUUAAUGUAAAUUUUAGUAUAUAGUUUUUCUUUCUUUGGGACCAUGUACAGCGCUGCAUAUGGGGGAGAGGACUACUACAUAGACUUCUCCCCAUGUUAAUAUUACAUUUGGCCACUUCAGAUAGCAUUCACCCAUUAAUUUCUUUUGUAUUUCGUUCUUAUGCAAUAUGAUUAUAGCAGGGACUUUUAUUUUUCUUGUUUUGUUUCAAGUGUAACUAUAAAACAAUCUUCUCCCACCUUUAGAGUUUCUACAAAUGAUUCUGGGCUGUUGAGUUCUGAAAUUGUGCUGCAGCAAAACUGAAAUAUACAAGUUAACAGGGAUAAAUAUACUUGAAGAAGCAACAGUAUACUUGUGUGUUUUCCCUAUGGAGAAAGUUCAAGGUGUAAGGCCUGUAAACGCUGGGCUGCAUAUAGAUCUAAAUGUGUUGUGUAAAAAGCUUGGGAGAAUAUGUCAAAUAAAAAAAAUUUAUAUAUAUAAAAAAAAAAAUAUAUAUAUAUAUACUUAAUAAAUUGUAAUAUGUUUA
Cololabis saira (Pacific saury) is the source of this 4249-nucleotide messenger RNA. It is a transcript of the gene mnta, whose product is annotated as MAX network transcriptional repressor a. Gene Ontology annotation, biological process: regulation of transcription by RNA polymerase II. Gene Ontology annotation, molecular function: DNA-binding transcription factor activity, RNA polymerase II-specific; RNA polymerase II cis-regulatory region sequence-specific DNA binding; protein dimerization activity. The transcript is spliced from 6 exons. The coding region runs from base 202 to 2031 and encodes 609 amino acids. Lineage: Eukaryota; Metazoa; Chordata; Actinopteri; Beloniformes; Belonidae. The record is from RefSeq and is a predicted model, not a curated record.